AUGAUCCACAACAAGCGUCGACGUUUGAUCUUUCAGCUAUCACAUCUCUUUCAACGUGGUGCUGAGGACUUGGCUCGAAGGCUGCUGCAGAACCCUAGCGAAUAUAUGCAGUCGUUGUCUGAUUUCAUAACGGAAAGGACAAGGAGCAUUGACCCGAAGUUUCUGAAGGAAGGGGAGCAAGUAUUGGUUGGAUUUGAUGGACCAUUUGUUUCGAGGAAGGUUACGCCCAGAGAUCUCCUUUCCGAGUUUAUUGGUUCCAUGGUAAAAGUUGAGGGGAUAAUUACCAAAUGUUCUCUUGUAAGGCCAAAGGUUGUUAAAAGCGUUCAUUUUUGCCCUUCAACUGGGCAAUUCACAGCUCGUGAGUAUCGAGAUAUUACUUCUACAAUGGGUUUGCCUACAGGUUCCGUGUAUCCGACCCGGGAUGACAAUGGCAAUUUGUUAGUAACUGAAUAUGGGCUGUGUCAAUACAAAGACCAUCAAACAUUAUCAAUGCAAGAAGUGCCUGAGAAUUCUGCUCCUGGUCAAUUACCAAGAACUGUUGAUGUCAUUGCAGAAGAUGACCUGGUAGAUUCAUGCAAGCCUGGAGACCGUGUGGCAAUUGUUGGGAUAUACAAAGCUAUUCCAGGAAAAAGUCAGGGCAGUGUGAACGGAGUUUUCAGGACCGUGCUUAUAGCAAACAAUGUUUCUUUGCUGAACAAAGAGGCAAAUGCUCCAGUUUAUAGUUCUGAGGACAUAAAAAAAAUUAAGCAGAUAGCUGAGAGAGAUGAUACAUUUGAACUGCUCUCGAGAUCACUUGCACCUUCAAUUUAUGGGCACUCAUGGAUUAAGAAGGCAGUUAUUUUACUGAUGCUUGGUGGAACGGAGAAGAAUCUAAAAAACGGGACUCACUUAAGAGGUGACGUUAACAUGAUGAUGGUUGGGGAUCCUUCUGUUGCCAAGUCACAGCUUCUUAGAGCUAUUAUGAAUAUUGCACCUUUGGCAAUAUCAACUACAGGUCGUGGUUCUUCUGGGGUUGGAUUGACAGCGGCUGUUACGUCCGAUCAAGAAACAGGAGAAAGAAGGCUAGAAGCUGGUGCAAUGGUUCUUGCAGACAGGGGUGUAAUCUGUAUUGAUGAGUUUGACAAAAUGAAUGAUCAAGAUCGUGUAGCAAUACAUGAAGUUAUGGAGCAGCAGACUGUAACUAUUGCAAAAGCUGGUAUUCAUGCAUCAUUGAAUGCUCGAUGCAGUGUGGUAGCAGCUGCAAAUCCUAUCUAUGGAACGUAUGACCGUUCAAUUACUCCAACAAAGAAUAUUGGACUGCCUGAUUCCUUGCUGUCUCGAUUUGAUUUGCUGUUUAUUGUGUUGGACCAAAUGGACCCUGUUAUAGAUCGACGCAUCUCUGAUCAUGUAUUGCGUAUGCACCGUUUCCGCUCUCAAUAUGCUUCUUUAGGCGAGGAUUCAAUUUCAAUGUAUGGAAGGGAGGAUGAAUCUGAAGCAGAUGGUUCAGUCUUUGUUGAGUACAAUCGAAUGCUACAUGGGCGAACAAGAGGUAGGAGACCUCAUGUUGAAGCUCUGAAAAUCAAGUUUCUUAAGAAGUACAUACAUUAUGCAAAGCACAGGAUUCAGCCAGAUCUCACUGAUGAGGCAUCUGAGUACAUUGCAACUGCAUAUGCAGAGCUUAGAAACACUGGUGGCAAUAGCAGCAGGACAGGAGGAACGCUUCCAAUAACCGCCAGAACCCUGGAGACAAUAAUUCGUCUUUCUACAGCACACGCCAAACUUAAAUUGAGCAAACAGGUACUGAAAUCUGAUGUAGAAGCUGCGUUGAGAGUUCUCAACUUUGCUAUUUACCAUCAAGAGUUGACUGACAUGGAAGAGCGUGAGCAACAACAGGAGAAGGAGCUGGAGAAAAAGCGGAAAGCUGAUCAUGAUGAAAACAAUGACCAUAGCGGAAGAAGAAAUGGAAAGCCUGAUGCUGAUGAUGACACUCAAACAAGGGCUGAGGAAGCAAUGGAAGUAGAUGAAGCUCCAGUGGUAGAAACCAUCUCUCCCGAGAGGGUUGCUGCAUUUAGGUCAGCAUUUGAGCAGCAUCGACAUGAAAAGCGAUUUGAGCAAAUAAGUAUAACAGAAAUCGAGCAGGUGGUUAACCAUCGGGCAGCAGUACCUUACUUGAGGGCAGAGAUAAUGUUCCUCCUAGAGAGCUGGCGAGACGAGGGACGGGUAAUGCUCGUUGAUGAUGUUGUUUAUCCCACAUACUGAAAGGGAUGUUGUAACUUUCUUUCUAACUUAUGCUAUGUGAAAUUAACAUCUACUUUCCAGUACUAUUUAGAUUGUUUUAUACUUACUUUUGAAAAUAGACUUCAAUUAUUGUGGAUGGUUCCAAUCUUGUUCUAAUGGUUUUCUUUCUUUGUGGAACUGUAACACUAAUUUGACUGUCUAAUGUCAACAAUGUCAAAAUCA
This is a messenger RNA of Cynara cardunculus var. scolymus (artichoke), 2439 nucleotides long. RefSeq names its product DNA replication licensing factor MCM3 homolog 3. The coding region runs from base 1 to 2238 and encodes 745 amino acids. Lineage: Eukaryota; Viridiplantae; Streptophyta; Magnoliopsida; Asterales; Asteraceae. The transcript has 15 exons. Gene Ontology annotation, molecular function: single-stranded DNA binding; single-stranded DNA helicase activity; ATP binding. Gene Ontology annotation, biological process: double-strand break repair via break-induced replication; mitotic DNA replication initiation; DNA strand elongation involved in DNA replication. Gene Ontology annotation, cellular component: nucleus; MCM complex. The record is from RefSeq and is a predicted model, not a curated record.